Neurospora tetrasperma FGSC 2508 is the source of this 171-nucleotide messenger RNA. RefSeq lists its product as uncharacterized. The transcript is spliced from 2 exons. The coding region runs from base 1 to 171 and encodes 56 amino acids. Lineage: Eukaryota; Fungi; Ascomycota; Sordariomycetes; Sordariales; Sordariaceae. The record is from RefSeq and is a predicted model, not a curated record.
AUGUCGUCUAUCCGGACACUGGGGAUGGAUGCCCUGAAACAUAUUCGCGCCUUGUCAACUCUAAAACAAAAUUUGGAUUUACGGGUGAACCUUCGACCGGUAUCUUGUGUGUACAUUAUGCACAUAAUGAAGGGCACUAAGGGGAUUGAGCGGAUAGACAAGCACAGCUAG